This is a messenger RNA of Stegastes partitus (bicolor damselfish), 1714 nucleotides long. It is a transcript of the gene olfml1, whose product is annotated as olfactomedin-like 1. Lineage: Eukaryota; Metazoa; Chordata; Actinopteri; Pomacentridae. Gene Ontology annotation, biological process: signal transduction. The transcript is spliced from 8 exons. Bases 230 to 1444 code for a protein of 404 amino acids. The record is from RefSeq and is a predicted model, not a curated record.
UGGAUCCAGAGCUGGUGGACUUAUUAGAGGAGGGAAGUUGUGCAGCUUUAACUGGAUUAAAAGGCAGCAGGAGGAAGGAAAAGGAGCGUUUAAGGCAUCAAGAGUGACUUUUAACCCAGUGAGACGCUGCAAAGUGUGACUGGAGCCUCAUGGAUUGAUCUCUUCUCCUCCUGUAGGCUGCAGGAAGCUCUCGUUAUCACUGACAGGCUGCUUCUCUGCUGUUACAACGAUGGACGGAGCUGCUGCUGCCGCUCUUCUUCUUCUUCUCUUCUCUCUGAGUGCAGCUCCAGUCCGGGGUCAGGGCUCCUCCCAGGAUGCCUUCAUCAUCCAGUACCUGGAGAGGAGGCUGGCCCAGAUGGAGGAGCGUCUGAGUCAGUGCGAGCAGAACAUCGUGAGCGUCACCCAGAAGAGCUACGACCUUUCCUCGGAGGUCAGAGGUUCUCUGUCCACGGUCAGCGUCCUGAGGUCCGAGGUGAAGAGUCAGGUGGACAGCGUCUCUGCUCGGGUGGACCGGCUGGAGAGGGAGCUGGAGUAUCUGGAGAACAAGAUCCCCAGCCAGUCGGACAUCGAGAUGGAGGAGGCGCUCCUGGAGCAGCAGAUCAAAGCUGCAGAGCUGGACCAGCUCAAGAAGAAGGCCACCAUCCGGGUGCAGAACGACUGCAGCGCAGCUCUGAGCCAGAUCAAGUCGGUGAAGAUCGUGAAGAAGGUCGGAGACUCCUUAGGCUGCUGGUUCAAAGACCCGACAGAAGGAUCGGAGAAGGUUUACCUGCUCAGUGGGAUCCGCAACAACUCGGUUCUGGAGUUCGGUUCUCUGCAGAGCUUCAUAGAGAGGACGACUCCAGAGAAGGUUCUGAAGCUGCCGGUUGACUGGCAGGGCUCGGGUCACGUGGUCUACAACGGCUUCCUGUACUGCCACAAGGCCGACACACCCAACCAGGUCCUGAAGGUGGACCUGGUGAACGGCACCGUGGUGGACAGCACCCUCCUUCCAGGAGCCGGACGUCUUCCCGUCUACAGCCUGAACCCAAACACCUACCUGGACCUGGCGGUGGACGAGCUCGGCCUCUGGGUGAUCCACGCCGACCCCGAGUACGGAGGGAACCUGGUCAUCACCAAACUGGACAAAGUGAGUCUGGCGGUAGAAUAUACGUGGGACACUCAGUGCAGAAGCCGUGAUGCUGAAGGAGCCUUCUUCAUCUGUGGAACCCUCUACGUGGUUUAUAACACCCGGUAUGGAGGCCGCUCCACCGUCCAGUGUCUGUACGACAUCCACGACACCAUCCACAGCAACGAGAGCCCGGUGAUGUUCUUCCCAAAGCGCUACACCAGCCACAGCAGCAUCCACUACCACCCUGGAGACCAGCAGCUGUACGCCUGGGACGACGGCUACCAGACCGUCUACAAGGUGGAGACGCGCCGCAACGACCAGGCUGCUGCAGAGUGACGCUGUUGUUACCGCAGAGGUCGUCCUGCAUCUGUAUCACCGCAACAAUAACCCACAAUCCUGCAAAUAAAGCUCUCGUAUAGAAGCAUCAAGUUAGAAAAGUUCUUUUUCUGUAACUGUAGAGAUCCUCUGCUGGCAUUGGAUGCUGCCUUCAUCACUGUGAGACCAUGUUGGACCAAAGGCCUGGAACCAUGGAGGCUUUAACCUUUGUACCACCACAAUAAAGAGCAUUGAAGUGUCCCGUGUGUUUUAAUAAAUCAUCGUCUCUCA